AUGUGUUUCUGCAUCUCUUUACAGCCAUUUAGUAAAUGGUGCCGAUUGCGGCCAAAAGAAGCAGAGAAAGUUCCUGAGAGUGCCUGGAAAUUCCUUUUCUACUGUGCAUCAUGGUCCUAUUGCUCGUACCUUCUCUUCUUCACCAAGCACAACUUCUUUCACGAUCCACCCUCUGCCUUCCGUGGUUGGACAUCAGGAGCAGACGUUCCUGCAGAAAUUGCCUUUCUGUAUCUGGUUCAAGGCAGUUUCUACGCACAUUCGACAUACGCAACCCUGUACAUGGAUGCAUGGAGAAAGGACUCUAUUGUCAUGAUUCUGCACCAUUUAGUCACUUUUACCCUAAUACUUUUCUCCUAUGCUUUCCGGUACCACAACAUUGGGAUUCUGGUCCUUUUUCAUCAUGACAUUAAUGACAUAGUAUUAGAAUUUUCCAAACUAAACGUCUACUUCAAAACAAGAGGUGGAACCUACCACAGAGUCAACAGCAUCAUUACAGAUAUUGGAUCUGUCUUAUUUAGUGUGAGCUGGUUCUGGUUCCGACUCUACUGGUUUCCUAUGAAAGUGCUUUAUGUCACAUGUUGUUCCAGCCUUGAGUCUAAUCCAGACAUCCCUUUUUAUUUCUUCUUCAAUGUUCUGCUAUUUGCACUGACACUCAUGAAUAUUUAUUGGUUUCUGGUAAGUACGCAACUUUGUGACAGUUGCUUACACAUCUUGCAGUUAUCUAAUGUCUCAAAACAAAACAUUAAUGUUGCAUGUUUCUAG
Staurois parvus is the source of this 762-nucleotide messenger RNA. NCBI's taxonomy places the organism in Eukaryota, Metazoa, Chordata, Amphibia, Anura, Ranidae. The record is from the annotation of a GenBank genome assembly.